Molecule: messenger RNA, 1566 nt
Organism: Oryctolagus cuniculus (rabbit)
Lineage: Eukaryota; Metazoa; Chordata; Mammalia; Lagomorpha; Leporidae
Gene: CCDC83
Product: coiled-coil domain containing 83
Source: RefSeq, a predicted model, not a curated record
CGGGGUUCCUCACUGGUUUACCCCUCUUAACAACACCCAGAGUGGGAAACAGACUUUGUUGAAGCUGAUCAAAAUUUUAAUCCACCUCUCAGCCUUGCAGUGGAACUCUUGAAUGCGUUGCUUAUCAGCCUUCCUAGGUCUGCUCUAAGGUAUUUCUUUAAUAGCUAAGCAGCACAAUGGAAACCACGGGGAAAGCAAAUAAAAAAGAUACACAAGAGAAGCCAAAGGAAACCAAACUGCCUACUAGUGAAGCCCUUCUAGACUAUCAUUGUCAAAUAAAGGAAAAUGCAGUAGAGCGCUUCAUGUUUCAAAUAAAAAAGCUUAGGGAAAAGAACCAAAAGUAUCACGAGAGAAACCGACACUUGAAGGAUGAACAGAUCUGGCACAUACGGAACCUACUCAAGGAGCUGAGUGAAGAGAAAUCAGACAUAUUACCUGCUGUGUCAAGGGAGGAUGUUGAAGAAGCGAUGAAAGAAAAAUGGAAGUUUGAAAGAGACCAGGAAAAAAACUUGAAAGAUAUGCGCACACAAAUAAGUAAUGCUGAGAAACUAUUUCUUGAAAAACUCAGUGAAAAGGAAUAUUGGGAAGAGUACAAGAAUGUAGGGAGUGAUCAACAUGCUAAACUCAUUAUAUCCUUACAAAAUGACAUCAAUAAAGUCAAAGAGAAUGCAGAGAAAAUGUCAGAACAGUAUAAAAUCACUCUGGAAGAUGCUAGAAAGAGAAUAAUCAGAGAAACUUUGUUGCAACUGGACCGAAAAAAGGAAUGGGCCACACAGAAUGCUGUAAGGCUCAUUGAUAAGAGCAGUUAUCGAGAGAUCUGGGAGAAUGACUGGCUAAAAAGAGAGAUUGCAAUACACAGAAAGGAAGUUGAAAAAUUAGAAAAAGUUAUUCAUGAGCUGGAAGAAGAAAACUUGGUGCUUAUUGAUCAACUUUUCAACUGUAGACUUGUGGAUCUCAAAAUACCCAGGCGACUAUAUCUUACUCAAGCUGCUGGGCAGAGUGUGCCACUGGAAAGAAAGCCUUUGGAGUUGCCAGAAACAUGUCCAGAAGAGAAGUCAAAAGUGCAACCUAUAGAAGUAGAAAGUAGACACAUGAUGAGCUCAUCAGUUAAGAGCAGUGCCCUCCAUCUCAGUCAUCAAGACAGUAUCAAAGAUGCCCAGCACCUGAAGAUAGAUGAAGAUGAGCUCUCAUGCCCAGAAUUUGGAGGCUCUGAUAUGAAGUAUUUACUAUAUGAGGAUGAGCAGGAUUUCAGGGAAUAUGUCAAGUUGGGCCCCCUGGAAGUAAAGCUUAUGUGUGUGGAGGGCAAGAAAAUGCCCAUUCAUUUUCAAGAUAAGGAUGCUCCAAUCAAGCUCCAUGAAGAUGUCAGAAGUCCAGAAAGCUGCAUCACCUGUAAGAUGGUGAAGUCUCUUCUCUAAGAUUAAAAGAUGCAGAGUAAAAACCUUUGCUUACAAAUGUCUUAGGGAACUGAAGUAUAUUCAGUUGCCAAUUCAGUCCAUUUCAAACCAGUUGUUAUUCCUAAAGGUCAUAAUUACAUUUGAAAUUAAAGUUCCAAGUACUCAACAAUCA